CUGCCUCUUCAGCACGAAUGGCUCCUCUCAGGGUAUUCCUCCCACUGCUGUUGCUGCUGCUGGUCCAGGGGACAGGUUCCCACAGAGAAAUGAAAGACACAGAAGAGAAGAGAGAUGCCAGCUUCCUGGUGUCCUGUGUCUGCCAGCUGCUGCUAAAUGCCUCUGAGAAAGCCUGCUUCCAGAUAAAGGAGUCCACCUGUCCUGAGAACGUCAGUACCUGGGGCAAGAACCCCCCGGAUGAACCCGUUGAUGGAAGGAAGUGGACCAACUGUAGGCUCCAGGACUCCACAGCCAGCAAUGACUCCCUGGACAGCCCUGACCAAUUGCUCUGCUCAGAGAACACCACCACCCUGAAACCAGUGACUGAAUCCAAUGGACUCAGCAGCUUAGGCACAGCAGCCACGGCUGUUUCCGCCUCUGUUGGGGUUGCAGCCCUCAUCUUAUUCCUAGUGGGUCUCUUGUCCCUGAUCCUGAAGAAAUGGAGGCACGAGCGGCUAUUUAAGAGACAGCUGAGGCAUCACAGCAACUUUCUUCACCAAUCUUCGGUGCCUUCCUGCCAUGCGGAUGCUGUAUAUUCCAACGUGAUCAACCUGGCCCCCUGGACAGAGGAGGACUUUGUCUUCUAUGCCAACGUGCCUCCUUUUGAUAGCACCAGGGGGACCUCACCAGACCACGUGGAGUACGCCUCCAUCGUAUUCCACUGAUGGGGAGCCAAGGGGGUGCUGGCGGUGGGGAGGGGUCAGACCUGUGUCCAGCUGGGAUCCUGAUAGGGUUUUUUUUAAGGGUGUGUGUGUUGUUUGUUUUUGUUUUUAAUUUGAGCCUCAAUAUCAGCCUGUGAGGUUGGUUAUUAUUAUCUCAUUUUCCCUUAUUGUGGUAAAAUAUAUAGAACAGAACAUUUGCCAUUCUAGCUGUUACUAAAUGUACAAUUUGGUGGCAUUAAUUAUAUUCACCAUGUUAUGUAACAAGCACCACUGUCCGUUUUCAGAUGUUUUCAUCCCCCUAAACAGAAACUCAGUUGUGUGUGUGUGUUUUUUAAAAAAAAAGCAUAUAAACAUUCUGAUGGAGGUACCUGGCUGGGUAUUUCUUCCAGUUCUCUUGGAAUCAAAGUAUAGUUCUAAUGGCAAAGACACGGGGACAGGCUCAUCCAAACCACCCCCAGCCCUGGAGGCAGGCUCCUGAGACAGAUGGUCAGCAGAGAGCCCAUCCCACCUUUGUUCCUCCUGAGGCAAGGACUGAGGAGGGGGAGUCAUACCAGUCAGGGCCCACCUUCUGCAUUUUGUCUCUCCUGUUCCUCCCUUUUAGAAAUGAACACCCUGUAGGGGUUCACUGGCACCCUGGUGGUAUAGUAGUUAAGAGCUCAGGCUGCUAACCAAAAGGUCGGUGGUUCAAAUUCACCAGCUGGUCCUCAGGAGAAAGCUGUGGCAGUCUGCUUCUGUAAAGAUUACAGCCUUGGAAUCCCUAUGGGGCAGUAUAGUACUCUAUCCUAUAGAGUCGUUUUGAGUCGGAAUUGACUCGAUGGCAACAAGUUGUUUUUUUUUUAGAGGUUCAUUGUUUUCGAAGGGCUGCAGGCUGAUCAUAUGUCCUGGUUUUCCUGGGACUUCCCUGUGUCCACCUGUGGUCCCAGCAAGUUUACUAUUAGGCCCCCUUUCGCUCUCAAAAGCGUUCUAGUUUGGAGGAUAAAUUACGUGGUCAACUGUUAAUGAGGCUUUGAAAAUGCAAAAUUAAGUCCAAGACCAAGUAAGAAGGGAAAGCAAAGUUGUUUUGUAUGAUAAUGUGAGGAAAAUUGAGCUGGAGUGGAGGUGGAAGGGGGACUGGAGGAGUAGUGAGUUAAGAAGCUAUGAGAAAAGUUUUUUGAGGGGAGCCCCUGGAUGAGGGAGUCCCUGUGCUCAGCUGCUAACUGAAAAGAUGAUAAGUUGGAAGUUUGAGCCCACCCAGGAGUGCCUCAGAAGAGAGGCCUGGAGAUCUACUUUCAAAUUAUGCAGGCAUCGAAAACCCUGUGAAGCACAUACCCUGACACACGUGGGCUCGUCCUGAGUUUCAAUCAACUAGAUGGCAACCGAGAGGUUGCACUGGUUAGAGGCUAAAAUCCACAGAGAGGUAGAAGACUCCUGUCACUGCAAACCUUCGGUAAAGCCUGCUGAACACACAAGUGCCUUGUGUCGGUCUUUUGAGGAAGGGGAAAAUCAUGGAAAGGGGACUGAAACCCACAUCUUGGUCAGCAGAGAGCAGAAGUCGGAGGGAGUGGUAAAAGGUGCUCUGUGAGUGAAGCAGAGAAUUUGACGGGAGGGGAAGAGGGCUGAACUCAGAGGCAAAAGUAACAACAAAGCCCCUCUGGAAAUUCUUGGAAAUCUCGGGGAGGGCACUAGAGUUUCUAGAGAAUCUGGAGUUGGAGGAUGGAGCCAAUUGUAUUUAAAUCUUAAUGGGCAGGUUGACCUCAACAUAAAUUUGGGUUGUAAAAUUUCAGCAGGUUUCUUUAUUGCGUGACUUCUCAGGGCCUUCGAUACGGGAUGGCCGUUGUGAAUUUUGAUGCAGUAUUCCUCAAACUCCUUUUUAUAUCCCCAGGGAACAUCCCAUAGGACAAGAAGUCUUCACUGUUAUACUCUAUGGGAACAACUGGUUUAAGGGGCACCUACUCAGGCAGGCACUGUCGCAGGGGAGCCCGGUUACUAGGCUGACUCUGCUUCUACUCAGGGACGUUCAUGUGGGCAAAUGGGGUGGCUGCACCCAGACUGCAGCCAGGAUGCCUCCUCGGUGCAUGUACAAAGGCCCCAAAUGCUUAGCGAGGCAGCAAGAGACGUCUCCCUAGCGCAGGGGUUCUCAAGGGGGGUGAUUUUGCCUCCCUGGGGGCAUUUGGAGAUGUCCAGAGACACUUCUGAUUGUCACAACUGGGGAUGAGUGUUACUGACACCUAGUGGGUGGAGGCCAGGGAUGCUAUAAACACCCUA
Loxodonta africana (African savanna elephant) is the source of this 2945-nucleotide messenger RNA. RefSeq lists its product as uncharacterized. NCBI's taxonomy places the organism in Eukaryota, Metazoa, Chordata, Mammalia, Proboscidea, Elephantidae. The transcript is spliced from 6 exons. The record is from RefSeq and is a predicted model, not a curated record. Bases 18 to 704 code for a protein of 228 amino acids.